GGACCCUUCGAUACAACUCUAAUAUAUUAUUAAUUUAAAAUAGUCAACAAGUGUAUAAAAUAAAUAUAAUUUUACAUUACUCAAUAGUGACAAUAAUUAACUAAAUAAUAUACUAGAUAUUUUCUAUGAAUAUAAUUCAUUUAUGUUAUGGCUUCACUUAGCCUAUAUUGAAAUAAUUAUCAAUUAAAAAAGUAAUUAUUCAUAGUUAUAUUUGUGAAAUAUAUAUAUAUAUAUGUGUGUGUGUGUAUAUGAGUACACCAUUAUGUCUUGUGGUAAACGAAAAAGACUAACUUUGGCACAAAAAAUUGAAAUUAUAAAAUUUGUGGAAGCAGAAAAUGUUGGAGUACGAGCUGUAGCAGAAAAAUUUAGUAUUGGUAAAACACAGGUUAGUGAUAUAUUAAAAAAUAAACUAUAUUUAUCACAAACAUUUGUGGAGCAAGGAAACGACAAAUCAAAACGCAAAUUUCCUAAAUCAGAUGGUGAAAUAAUCGAUACAGUAAUAUAUCAAUGGUAUCUACAUGCUCGUGUCAACAAUUUGCCAAUUUCGGGUCCAGUAUUAAAAGAAAAAGCACUGGAGUUAGCAUCAGAAGUUGGCCUCAAUGAUUUUAAAGCAUCUAAUGGAUGGUUGCAAAAAUUUAAAGAAAGGCAUCAAAUUUCUUAUAAAAAUAUUUAUGCAGAUUCUGCAUUAAUAAAAGAAUGUGUUAUUACAGAAUGGUUGAAUAGUGUGAAAGAAACUAUAAAAGAUUAUAAAGAAUGUGAUAUAUUUAACUGUGAUGAAACGGGUCUAUUUUAUCGAAUUCUUCCUGAAAAUACAAUGAGUUUUAUUAACGAGGCUUGUAUUGAUGGAAAUUUAUCAAAGGAAAGAUUGACGAUUAUGUUGUGUACUAACAUAGAUGGAGAAUUUGAAAAACCAUUGAUUAUAGGAAAGGUUGGAAAAGAUAAUUGUUUUAAAAAUAUUAAUACAGACAACCCUGAAAUUGUUUGGAAGUCCAACACUAAAGCAUGGAUGACACGUAGCAUUAUGACUGAGUGGAUUUUAGAUUUUGAUUACAGAAUGACUCAAUCAAAAAGAAACAUCGUUCUUUUUUUAGAUAAUGCAAGUUCUCAUCCUUUGCUUAACAAUCUGCAAUCAAUUAAACUAAUAUUUUUUCCACCAUACAUAUCAUCUAAUUGUCAGCCUUUAGAUCUAGGAGUCAUUCAACAUUUUAAGAUGUUAUAUCGACAAUGUGUAUUAAAACAUCGACUAUCAAUAAUGGAUAAUGGUUCUGGUUUAAUAAAUAGAAUUAAUGUCCUACAUGCAAUUCUUUGGAUAAAAUGUGCCAUUAAUCAAAUUAAAAAAUUGACAGUUAGAAAUAGUUUCAUUAAAUCUGGCAUCUUGAUGUCAGAUGAAAAGCAAUCCGAAGAUAAUCUUGCAACUAAUAAUGAUUAUAAAGCAUUGUUGAAUCGUUUGGUUGGUGAUGAUUCUAUUAAUUAUGCGGGAAUAGAUGACAAGCUAAUGACAGAAAAUCAAUCAUUAGAUUUAAUCAAAAUAAUGCAAGAAAUAAUUGACCCACAAAUCAGUGAUGAAGAUGAAGAUGAUACUGAAGACGACACCUCAUAUCUUCUCAAUGAAGAUAUAGUUUUGACCAAUUUGGGUCAAAUUUCUGAGUCUAAUGAAAAAAAAAAAAAUUUAAAUUAAAUUAUUAGUUAAAAAUUAUUGUUUCCUAUUUGUUUUUAUCCUUCAUGUUGGCAAAUAUAAGAUUUUAAUAAAUUUAAAAGUUAAUAUUAUACAAUACCUAUUUAUACUU
Molecule: messenger RNA, 1787 nt
Organism: Rhopalosiphum maidis (corn leaf aphid)
Lineage: Eukaryota; Metazoa; Arthropoda; Insecta; Hemiptera; Aphididae
Product: tigger transposable element-derived protein 4-like
Exons: 1
Coding region: 233-1678 (481 amino acids)
Cellular component (GO): nucleus
Molecular function (GO): DNA binding
Source: RefSeq, a predicted model, not a curated record